Messenger RNA from Beauveria bassiana ARSEF 2860, 738 nucleotides. RefSeq names its product Peptidase cysteine/serine, trypsin. Lineage: Eukaryota; Fungi; Ascomycota; Sordariomycetes; Hypocreales; Cordycipitaceae. Bases 1 to 738 code for a protein of 245 amino acids. Gene Ontology annotation, biological process: proteolysis. The record is from RefSeq and is a predicted model, not a curated record. Gene Ontology annotation, molecular function: serine-type endopeptidase activity. The transcript has a single exon.
AUGGUCUCCCUGCAACUCCACCGACUUGCCUUUUUGGCAUGUCUCAUGGCUUUUCUGACUGCUCUGCCAGUAACCGCAAUUGCUGGUGGACAAGACGCUGAGUUGGGUUGGUUUCCAUAUACCGUUAGCCUGCGAAACCGUGGUCGACAUAACUGCGGAGGAAUCAUCAUUGAUCAGUCUUCGAUUCUGACCGCUGCCCACUGCAUUGUCGGUCUAAGCGCAGACCGGGUUAGUAUCGUCGCUGGUGCGGUAAAACUCGACUCUGGAGGAACUACGUACCAGGUGUCGGCGAUUCAUAAGCAUCCCGGCUAUAAUUCCUCGACAAUAACCAACGACAUUGCCGUUCUGAAACUUGCAAAACCCCUAUCAUAUACCCCCUAUAUCCGACCCAUUGCUCUUGCAACACAAGAUCCGCCUGCUGGGUCGGGCACUCUCGGUUCUGGGUGGGGAGUUAGUCGCAGUUCCGGGCCAGUAUCCAACACUCUUCAAUGGAUCUCUCUACAGAGCUUGGAUCACAAAAUUUGCCAGGAAAAAAUGGGUGUUACUGUUAGUCAGAUUUGCACAACGAGCGCAAACAAGGGGGGAAUGUGUCGUGGAGAUUCUGGUGGGCCACUUACUGACGAGCGCAUCACGUUGGUGGGAGUGUAUUCAUGGGGUAGGGGCUGUGGAGAUGGAUACCCUGAUGUUUACGCCAGUGUAGCUUACCAUCGUGAAUGGAUAAGGAGCUAUAUGGGUUAG